This is a messenger RNA of Dromiciops gliroides (monito del monte), 2863 nucleotides long. It is a transcript of the gene EPX, whose product is annotated as eosinophil peroxidase. Gene Ontology annotation, biological process: response to oxidative stress. The record is from RefSeq and is a predicted model, not a curated record. Lineage: Eukaryota; Metazoa; Chordata; Mammalia; Microbiotheria; Microbiotheriidae. Gene Ontology annotation, molecular function: heme binding; peroxidase activity.
GGCCCUGAAUUCAGGAGGACCUGAGUUCAAAUCUAGCAUCAGACACUUAACAUUUACUAGCUGUGUGACUCUGGGCAAGUCACUUAACCCCAACUGCCUCACCAAAAAAAAAAAAAUCCCUGCCAAGAGGCCCUCUCAAGAAGGAGCAGAUGGAAGAAUGGAAGUAGCUCCCAGCUCUUAAAAGGAAACUUACAAGUGUCCAGAUAUGAAGCUGCUUCUGCCCCUCACGGGGCUGGUGGUGAUGCUGACUCUGCCUCAGGGCUCAGAGGGCACUGCCUCCACAGCAGUCGCUGGGAAGGUAGAGACCUCAGUGGUAGUGAGCUGCAUGGAAGAGGCCAAGCAACUUGUGGACAGCGCCUACAAACAGACCCAGGAAAGCUUCAAGCAGCGUCUUCGGAGUGAAACCGCAAGUCCCAUGGACCUCCUGGCUUACUUUAAGCAGCCUGCCGCUGGGACCAGGAUGGCCAUCCAAGCUGCCGACUACAUGCAUGUGGCCCUGAAUCUGCUAGAGGGGAAGCUUAAGCCCCAGUACCCAGGACCCUUCAACCUUACAGAUGUGCUGACCCCAUCCCAGCUGGACCUGCUGUCCAGUGCCAGUGGUUGUGCCUCUCAAGAGAAAGAAGUGAAAUGUGAUAAAAGGAGCAAAUACCGCACCAUCACAGGGAGAUGUAACAACAGGAGGAAACCUUGGCUGGGAGCAUCGAACCGAGCCUUGGCUCGCUGGCUGCCUGCAGAGUAUGAGGACAGACUCUCUCUCCCUUAUGGAUGGACCCCUGGGAGGAAGAGGAAUGGAUUCUUGCUGCCACUGGUCCGGGCUGUCAUCCAACCAGAUGUCCGCUUUCCUUGCUGGAGGGUCAACCUUGGAUCUGAAUAGGCGCGCUUUAUGUUCAUGCAAUGGGGUCAGUUCAUUGACCAUGACACUGGAUUUCAGCCCGAGUCUCAAGCCAAGGUGGCUUUCACCAAGGAGAUCGACCUGAGAUGAUGCUGUGCCCAGUACCCCUUGUUUCCUAUCAAGAUCCCACCAAGUGAUCCUCGGAUUUCUAAUCAGAAGGACUGUAUCCCCUUUUCCCGUUCUGCACCCUCCUGUCCCAGGAAGAACGGUGUCCUCCAACAGCUCAAUGCACUCACCUCCUUUGUGGAUGCCAGCAUGGUGUAUGGUAGUGAGGAUGCCCUUGCUGCCCGGCUCAGGAACACAUCCAACCAACUGGGGCUGUUGGCUGUUAACACACGGGUCCAAGAUCAUGGAAGGGACCUUCUGCCUUUUGACAAACUCCAAGAUGACCCUUGCCGACUGGCCAACCGCAGUGCUAGAAUCCGCUGCUUCCUGGCAGGUGACAGUCGAGCAAGCGAAACCCCCCAGCUAACAGCAUUGCAUACUCUCUUUGUGCGAGAGCACAACCGGCUGGCUAAGGAGCUGAAACAACUAAAUCCCCGAUGGAGUGGAGAGAAAUUGUACCAGGAGGCUCGGAAGAUUGUUGGGGCCAUGGUCCAGAUCAUCACCUACAGAGACUUCCUGCCCCUUGUUCUGGGUCGGGCCAGAGCCAGAAGAAGUCUGGGUCACUACCGGGGCUACCGACCUCGAGUAGAUCCUACUGUCUCUAACGUCUUCACCUUGGCCUUCCGUUUUGGUCACACUAUGAUCCAGCCUUUCAUGUUCCGCUUGGGCCAUCAGUACCAGUCCUUGGGAUCUAAUUCCCGAGUCCCUCUCAGCACUGUCUUUUUUGCUACCUGGAGAGUCGUGAAUGAAGGUGGAAUUGAUCCCAUUCUCCGAGGCCUCAUGGCCACUCCAGCCAAACUAAACCGCCAAGAUGAGAUCCUGGUGGAUGAACUCAGGGACAAGCUAUUCAGACAAAUGCGGCGCAUAGGAUUGGACUUGGCUGCUCUCAACAUGCAACGUAGCCGGGACCAUGGUCUCCCAGGGUACAAUGCUUGGAGACGCUUCUGUGGGCUCUCUCAACCCCAAACUUUCUCCCAACUUGCCCGGGUGCUGAAGAACAGCAAUCUGGCAAGGAAGUUCAUGCGUCUGUAUGGGACUCCUAAGAACAUCGACAUCUGGGUUGGAGCCGUUGCUGAGCCCCUUUUGCCUGGAGCCAGAGUUGGGCCCCUCUUGGCCUGUCUUUUAGGGAAGCAGUUUAGAAGAGCAAGAGAUGGAGACAGGUUCUGGUGGCGGAAUCGGGGCAUCUUCACCCAAAGGCAGCGCAAAGCCUUGAGCAGAAUCUCCUUAUCUCGAAUUGUCUGUGACAACACUGGCAUCACCACUGUCCCCCGGCACAUCUUCAAGGCCAAUAUUUACCCAAAGGGUUUCGUGAACUGUAGGAGAAUUCCCAAGCUGAACCUGUCGGCCUGGAGAGGCAGCUGAGGACCACAAGUCUGUGCAAGCCUCCUCCCUUGGCGGAAAGGAGUGGUGUGGACAGGACAGUCAGAGGCGUCCAGGAGGAGUACCCCUUUCUCCCUGUAGUCCCACUUCUUGCUGCUGCUUUCACUGGCUUCACUCUCAAAGCCAAGCUUACUGCUUGGGAUGGGCUGUAUGAGUUCACUGGGUACUGCGUGCCUACCCACCUCAGAUGCCUUCUGGUACCAAGCUCUCACCCAGGCUCCCAGAAUGCAUGGGCCUGGGAAGUCAUGUGGACUAUCAGCUAUGGACCCUCCACCUGCAGAAACCUGGGGGCUCCAGGCCAGAGAUGGAGUUGCAGUGGGCUCCCUGGCCCUGGAAUACAAAAGUCUCUUUUUCUAGAUUUUCAACUCAGACAUCUCACAGUCCCAGAGAACCCUGCAAGAUCCCUCCUUUGAGGCUAACACAGAUUCUUGGCCAGUGGACCAAGUGUUGCAUCCUGCUUCUGCCAAUAAAGCACUGCUGAAAGCA